Messenger RNA from Dictyostelium discoideum AX4, 417 nucleotides. RefSeq lists its product as hypothetical. The transcript is spliced from 3 exons. The coding region runs from base 1 to 417 and encodes 138 amino acids. Lineage: Eukaryota; Evosea; Eumycetozoa; Dictyosteliales; Dictyosteliaceae. The record is from RefSeq and is a predicted model, not a curated record. Gene Ontology annotation, molecular function: actin binding.
AUGUCAGAACCAUAUAAGCCAUCUACAUUAAAACAUGGAGAGGAACUAUGCCAAGAAUUGGCAUCAAACAAUUCAAUUGAUUCAGUUGGUAUUUUGGAUGAUGAAGGAAAUACUAUCGCAUCAAAAGGAUUUAAUAUUACACCACAAGAAUUCAAAGAUAUUAAAUACAUUUUAAUAAAUGAUAAACCAGAUUAUAAAUUGGGAACAAUUACCAUCAACAAUGUGACAUAUAAUGAAUUAACAAAGUAUAGUGAUGGCCUAUAUUAUGCAAAAGCUGGAGAAACUGGUUGUGUAAUUGCUAAAAAUAUUAAAUCUCUUAUUGUAGCUACAUUACAUUGUAAACACACAUCUUCUUUAUUUGACGCAUGUGAAAAAAUAAAAUCGACAUCUCAAUUUAUUAAGUUUGAUGGAUAUUAA